Messenger RNA from Rhincodon typus (whale shark), 3956 nucleotides. Its product is annotated as dynein light chain Tctex-type protein 2B. Gene Ontology annotation, molecular function: dynein intermediate chain binding. Bases 2559 to 3161 code for a protein of 200 amino acids. The record is from RefSeq and is a predicted model, not a curated record. The transcript has a single exon. Gene Ontology annotation, biological process: microtubule-based movement. NCBI's taxonomy places the organism in Eukaryota, Metazoa, Chordata, Chondrichthyes, Orectolobiformes, Rhincodontidae. Gene Ontology annotation, cellular component: cytoplasm; cytoplasmic dynein complex.
UUCAUUCCCGUAUCUAAGUCAUUGAUAUAUAUUACGAACAGAUGGGGCUCAAAUACUAAUCCUUAUGGUUCCCCCACUGGUCAGGCUAUGGCAGUAUAUUAUCUCCAAACCCAUGUGUUUAAUUUUUCUAACCUAUGGGAACCUUAUUGAAAGCCUUCAGAAAAUCCAAGUACAUUAUGUCCAUUGAUUCCCAUUUAUCACUUCUGUUGAUAACGUCCUCAAAGAAAAUCCCGAGUUAAUCAAACAUGAUUUCCCAUUUGCAAAUCUAUGCUGACUCUGCCCAAUCAGAUCAUUAUUAUCCAAAUGUACAUUUAUCACAGUCUUUAUAAUAAGAUUCUAACAUUUUUCCUCCUGUUGUAAGGCUAACAGGUCUGAAGUUCCCUUAAUUCUCUCUUACUCCCAUUUUAAGUAGUGGGGUGACAUUUGUUGCUUUUACAUCCACCUGAAUCAUUCCAGAAUCUAUAGAAUUUUGGAAGAUAUUCACCAACGCAUCAGCUAUCUCCAUAGCCACUUCCUCUCGCACUCCAGGAUGUAGAACAUAAUGUUCCAGGGACUUAACAACUUUCAACCUUAUUAAUUACUCCAGUACAAUCAUCUUUUUAAUUUCUUCCAACUCUUCCUUCUUUCUAGCCACUUGGAUCUGUAGUUCUGGCAAGUUUAUUGUAUCUUCUAUAGUGAAUACAGACAGCAAGUAAUCAUUUUGCUUCUCAGUCAUUUCUCUAUUCCCCAUUAUAAAUUUUCCUGACUCUGCCUGUAAUAGACCCACAUUUGACUUAGCUAAAUCUUUUUUGUAUCUAUAGAAGAGUUUGCAGUCCAUGUUUUAUGUUUUAUUUGUUAGAUUGAAUUCAUAUCCUAGUCUCUCUUUCCUUAUCAGUUUCUUGUCCACUUUUGCUGUAUUCUUAAAAAUUUACCAAUCUUCAGAUAUGCUACUGUUUCUGGCAAUUCUCCAAUCCUCUGGCACCAUGUGAGUUGAAGGAAGCUUGGAAGAUUAUUGUUAGUGCCUCUGCAAUUUGCACAUCAUUUCCUUGGAUAGUCUUGGGUGCAUUUCAUUCACUCCUGGUACUUUAUCAAUUUUUAUGUGUUGACAGUUUCUCUGAUGGCUGUUCCUUAUCAAUUUUAAACCCUUCUGAGACUGAUGCAAAGUGAUUACUUAAUGGGUCUGCCAUACCUCUUCUGUGCGUAAAUGCCAUUUUUGGUCCCUAAUUAGCCCUGCUGCUCAUUUUAUCACCCUUUAACUAUUGAAGUGCUUCAUAGAAGACUUUAGGGAUUCCCAUUAUGUGAGAUUAUGUCUUUACUCAGAAUCCCUCCUUGCUUCUUUUAUUUUCUUUUUCACAUCCUGUCUGAGCCUUCUGUAUUCAACUUGGUUCUCAACUGUAUUUUCUACCUGACACCAACAUAAACACACUUUUCCAUCCAGGGACCUACGGACUGUUUGUCCCACUUCUUCCUUUUGAGGGAAUAAUCUUAAUUGUGCUCAUUACAUCUCCUUUUUGAAGAUAGCCCAUUGUUCAGCAACUGUUUUUCCAUUAAUCUUCAGUUACAGUCUAUUCAGCACAGCUCUGUUCUUGCUCCAUUAAAGUCAGUUUGUUGUUAUUUUUCACCAUCAUCCUGAACCUUAUGAUAAAAUGAUCACUGUCCCCUAAAUGAUGCACCACUGCCACUUGAUCUAAGUGGCCUGCCUCAUUCCCAAGAGCCAGGUCCAUCAGUGCCUCCUUUCUUGUUGGAUUGAUUACAUCCUGCUGUAGAAAUUCUCCUCAACACAAUCUAGAAAUGUCUGUCCCUCCCUGCACCUUACCAUUAUCUCCAUCUAUAUAAUGGGUAAUUAAAGUUCCCUGUUAUAACUACUGUAUGAUGUUUGCACCUAACUUCGUUUCAGAUUUGUUUCUGUACAUCCUCCCCAAAAAUGUGAUCUUGAACCAUGUGAUUGCACCUCUUUUUAAAAAUUCCCUUAGCUCAACUCAAAUCCAUUCAAUUAUCCUUGAACUUUGUGGGACACCCUUAUGUUGUACGCCAUGAGACGUCCCUACAGGUGGUUAAAAUAACAGAAGCUUUGUGGCUGGGAUAGGGUAGUUGGAUUCCUACCCAUGGUCUGACUUGGACGUGUCUAUCACUCUAGACCAGAAAAUCCGAGUUCAAAUCAUAGCUCAGAGCUCUGGGCAUGUUGGUUAGGAAAAUUAUCACAUUUGGUAUUCCGUUUUAUUUAAAACUGACAGUUGUAUUUGGAAGGCUGUAACUGGGUUGAAAACGGGUUAAUGUUUGGGCUGAAAGAGUGGGGACAGUGGCGCUUGUACACAGUAUGACGAGCACCAGGUUAUUGCAAUUCAUUUUCUCAAUCCGCCUCCCCCUGGCCAGCCUCCUUCUGAAUUCAAAUAUCCCACCUUCCCACUUCGGUUGCAGAUGGUGAGUGAGUAUGUAGCUCACAGCUGAGCUCCCCCGACAUCGCCUGAGGUUCAGUUCAGUUCCCCGACCCCGCCUCACGGUAGCAGGGAUAUGAGCUUGUACCAGCGAAACUAAAGGGAGAGACGUCAGUGUUUUCUCCGCCACACGCUGAAGCGAAAAUGGGAAGUUGCGGCUUCGGGGAGGCUGAGCGACUGAAGAAACCGAGCAGUUUGGAGGCAGUGCGUUUGGCUCGGGGCUGGUGCGGUCACCUAUCCCAGGGAUGGGCUUCGCCUGGAGGGGCCAACGAACUGCACAGGAACCGGAGCCUGGCCCAGAACAGCAAGGAAAAGAGGCGAGAGAAAACCGAGCGGCUGAGCCAGAGGCAGCGCCCGAAACCCUGCCCCAGCAGCAGUAGCGGCGCCAGCAGCGCCGCCACGAACCUGUAUGUACCCCGAGCUGCCAGGACCUUCUCGGCUGAAGAGGCGCGGGUUGCCAUUCGGCCCGUCCUAGAGGCCAGGCUGAAAGAUGCCAAGUACGAUCCGCACGGCUCGGCUCUGGCAGCAGUGGAGCUGGCUGAGUGUGUGAAGAAGGCGGUGAAAGCCCUGGGCUACGAGAGGUACAAGAUCGUCUGCUACGUGGUCCUCGGGGCGACCACAGCUUCGGGUCUGUGCUGUUCCAGCAGAGCAGUGUGGAGUCCCACCGUGGACACGUAUGCAGAAGUCUGCUUCCAGAACGACUCGCUGUUCGCUCUCUGCCUGGUAUUCGCUGUGUAUCACGAAUAAUAAAUAACAUGCAAAGCUGCUACACGGGAUCGCCACCUUGAGCAUUGGCAGAGCCGCUCUUCACCGUGAACACAGACUCCCCCGGUAAGGAAAUAGAAUCCGAGAGGGCAACCUCAGCAUCCGAAACAAACUGCAGUAAACUUACCGAUCAGAAAGGAACUUUUUGCUUUUUCUUGCGGAUAUCCAACAUCGGAAGUAAUUUUAUUUUUUUAAAAAAUACUUUCUCAACGUCUGUUUACUUUGUUAUAAACUACCGACUGGUUUGAAAUGUAACCGCAGAGAAUGUGUGAUCACAUUUCGGCGUCUCUUCAACUUGAAGGCGCUCUCGUCUUUCACCCUAAAUCGGGUUUGCUCUCACAGGAGAGUUGUUUUGUUUCCAAAAACCAACACUUUUGCAUUUUGGAAUCCAAACCAGCAAGACUUUCUGUUUGUGUCCUUUAAAGCAGAUAAUGUUGUUACAUUUUACUUGUACUAAAUCGGUUGCUGUUAAAAUAUCCAUCUUUUCUGUAGAUUUCUGUCUCAUGUUCCAUUCGUUCUCCCAUUUUGUAUAUUAGCUGCAUUUGACACAGAGGAGCUCCCGAUGUAUCUAUAGGCUCUGCUAUUUGCUAACGUUAGUUAUUUAAUUUUGUUUACCGAUAUUUUAACUGAAGUUACCGAGGCUUGUAAAUGAGGAAAAUGUUGGGUCUUAAAGGGAAAUUGUAAUGUUUUAAAGUGAGUUUUUUCAAAUUUAAAGGAAAUCGAUUCAUGAUUGUAUCGUUCUUACAGAGUUUCUAAAAUAAAGUGCGGUAAAACCGA